This is a messenger RNA of Spinacia oleracea (spinach), 2805 nucleotides long. RefSeq names its product DEAD-box ATP-dependent RNA helicase 31. Bases 188 to 2608 code for a protein of 806 amino acids. NCBI's taxonomy places the organism in Eukaryota, Viridiplantae, Streptophyta, Magnoliopsida, Caryophyllales, Amaranthaceae. Gene Ontology annotation, molecular function: RNA helicase activity; ATP binding; nucleic acid binding. The record is from RefSeq and is a predicted model, not a curated record. The transcript is spliced from 10 exons.
CUCAUUUCAAAAAAAAAAAAAUCAAAAUAUCCUGUAACCUAAAAGUAUCCAAAAUUUCACGGGCAAGUUGAAAAACCCUUCAUAAACCCCUUUCCUCCACCUCUAGAUUCUCUCCAUUUCCGGACCCCUUAUCACCACCGGAAACCGGCAAACCCAGCUAACUCUCUCUCCUCCACAACCCCUUUUGAUGCCUUUAAGACCACCACCACUCCGGUCCUUUCUCUCUCCUCUUCCGGUAUCACUUUACCCUCCUAUGUCCCUUAAUUCAAUUCGGCAACCCUAUUUUUCAAUUCCCACUUUCCGUCGCAUCUUUCCUUUAAAGCUCAAAUAUUUAGGGUUAGGGUUUCCACAAACCCACAAAUUUUCUACCAGCCCAUUUCGACCCAGGUCCAGUUCUGGGCCCAAAUACCCGCGCGACGUCGUUCCAAAGGCAGCCCCAGUGUCAAAAAGCUUAGCUGAGGAUGAAGAUGAGUUGAAUAAUUGGGUGAGUGGUUUAAGGACUAGUUCUUUUAGGUCUGGGGUUUUGACUGAGGACGAAGAAGAUAGUGGUAGAGGGAGAGGGAAGAUAAGGGGUAGUAUUGGUCAAAUGGGCAAGAGGGGUAGAGAUAGUAAUUUUGGUUCUGAGGGUAUUGAUGAGGAUAAGGGUUUACGGAAAUUCGGUAAGAAGGGUUUCCGGGAUUCGGGUAAUUCCGGUGCUAUGAGUAAUUCACCGAGGUUCGAGAGGAAAUUUGGGGGUGAAGAUGAUAGGAAAAGAGAUGGGGUGAGAGAAGGUGUGAGGGGAAAUGAAAGGGAUUUCGGAGCGAGGAAUGGUCGGGAUUCUAGUAAUACUUCCAAGUUUGUGAGGAGGGUUGGUGGUGAAGACGGGGGAAGGGAUAUGAAGAAAAGAGUUGGGGGGAGAGAUUUUGUGAAAGGGAAAGGGGGAGGUGAGAAAACUGUUGUGAAGCGAGCUGCAUUUGUGUCGGAGGAUGAUGAUGAUGAUGAUGAUGAUGAUGAGAUUGAGACAGAGCAUGAGAAGAAGAAGUCGGUUUCUGGGUUUUUGGAUUUGAUUGGUGGGGAAGAUAGUGAAGAGGAAUCUGACGAAGAGGAUGAUGAAAUUGUGAUCAAGAGUAGAAGUUCUUUAUUUGCAAAUGAGGGCGAGAAACCUAGUUCUGGACCUAGCUCAUCUGAUAGAGGUGAUUCGGAGUCGUAUCUUAGUGAUACCAGGUUUGAUCAAUGUGCUAUAUCACCCUUGUCUUUGAAAGCAAUCAAAGAUGUUGGCUACGAGAAGUUGACCAUGGUGCAAGCGGCAACUCUCCCUGUUAUCCUAAAAGGUAAAGAUGUUAUGGCUAAGGCUAAAACAGGCACAGGAAAAACUGUUGCAUUUUUGCUUCCGUCCAUCGAAGUGGUGAUAAACACCCCUCCUGCUAGUCGUGACCAGAAGAGACCACCAGUUCUUGUUCUUGUAAUAUGUCCAACGCGAGAGCUUGCUAGUCAAGCUGCUACAGAAGCUAAAACUUUGCUCAAGUAUCAUCCUACUAUUGGUGUCCAAGUUGUUAUUGGUGGUACUAGGCUUGCUGUUGAGCAGAAGCGUAUGCAGGCAAAUCCUUGUCAGAUUCUUGUAGCUACACCUGGGCGGCUUAGGGAUCAUAUGGAGAAUACUGCAGGAUUCGCCACUCGGCUUAUGGGUGUGAAAGUUCUUGUACUUGAUGAAGCUGAUCACUUGUUGGACAUGGGAUUUCGCAAGGACAUUGAGAAAAUAAUUGCAGCCACUCCCAAACAGCGGCAAACACUACUGUUUUCUGCCACCGUCCCGGAUGAUGUACGUCAAAUCAGCCAUAUCGCUUUAAAAAGAGAUCAUGAAUUUAUCAGUACUGUUCUAGAAGGCAGCGAGGAGACACAUGCAAAGGUUAGGCAGAUGCAUUUAGUUGCUCCCUUGGAGAAUCAAUUUUCUCUAAUAUACACUAUUCUGAAGGAGCAUAUUGCGGAUGAUGUCAACUAUAAGGUUCUUGUAUUCUGUACGACAGCAAUGGUGACAAGAUUAGUUGCGGAUCUUCUUGGUGAGCUUAACAUGAAUGUUCGUGAGAUUCAUUCUAGGAAACCACAGAGUUACAGAACCAGAGUGUCUGAUGAGUUUCGCAAGUCAAAGGGUAUUAUUCUUGUCACGUCUGAUGUGUCAGCACGUGGAGUUGAUUAUCCAGAUGUUUCGCUUGUUAUACAGAUGGGAGUGCCGUCAGGUAGAGAACAAUACAUACAUCGGCUAGGAAGAACAGGACGUAAAGGCAAAGAAGGGGUAGGGAUACUUAUGUUGGCACCAUGGGAAGACAUCUUCUUAAAGUCAAUAAAGGAUCUUCCUAUUACCAAGGCAACACCGCCAACGGUUGACCCUGAUAUGAAGAAGAAAGUGGAGCGUGGGUUAUCAAAUGUAGACAUGAAGAACAAGGAAGCAGCAUAUCAGGCAUGGCUUGGGUACUAUAAUUCAAAUAAGAGUGUUGGACGAGAUAAAAUUAGACUUGUAGAGCUUGCGAAUGAGUUUAGUCGGAGCAUGGGACUCGACACUCCUCCCGCCAUCUCCAAGCUUAUUCUUGGCAAGAUGGGCUUAAAGAAUGUCCCUGGUUUACGUGUUAAAUAGAGACAUAAUUAAUUGUUCUGUCAAAAUUUUGGGGUUAUAUAACAAGCAAUUUUUCAAGCUUGUAACAUUUUAGUUUUGGUUUUUAAUUAUAGGAAAUCUUGUAAGUUUGACACUUUAUUGGCAGUAGGAAUUUUUAUAAUUAUUUGUAUUCUUUGUAAUUUAAGCAUACAUCGUAAAAUAUCUUUGGCAUGCAUCGA